GCAGAGUGGCUGAGGCCGUGGAGCAGACCCACCGGGAGCCAGAUGAACAGAGAGGUCUGCGUGCACACCUGGCCGUGCUCCUACUACUUAGAGCUGGACAAGCGAUGGGUCCCUGGAAAGCUUUCCUUAACCUCCUGCUCCCUGAAGUUUGCGGCUGAUGAGGCCCAGGAGACGCUGGUGAGUUUCCUGCUGUCUGGCAUCACUGCGAUCAAGAAGGAGGCUUCUCACUUCGUCUUCAGCUCCAUCACCGUCCUGGAGAAGGACAACCGCAAGCACUGGUUCAGCUCCCUGCAGCCCAGUCGCAAUGCCGCAUUCAGUGUCAUCGAGCAUUUCUGGAGAGAGCUGCUGCUCUCCCAGCCGGAAGCACCGCUUCCUGCAACCAAGGGGAAGGAGCUGACUGGCCUCAUGGCCUGUUCCCAGAAGCGCCUGGAGGACACGGCCAGAGUCCUCCACCAUCAGGGCGAGCAGCUGGACAGCAUCACCAGGGGCCUGGACAAGAUGGAAUCCGACCUGGACGUGGCUGACAGGUUGCUGACAGAGCUGGAGUCCCCUUCCUGGUGGCCCUUUAGCUCCAAGCUUUGGAAGAUGCCAUCAGAAACAAAGCUUAAGGGAGACACUUCAACGGCUAGUCCCAGAGCUCUUGGGAAGGAAGGGGUAGUGGUCAGAAUUCCUGCUGUUGUCUCCCAGAGAACAGCAUCCCAUGUCAAACCAGGGAGUCUCACUGUCCUAGUGUCUGGACUGGAAAUCUAUGAUUCGAGUUCUGUGCUCAUGCACAGGUUCGAAAGAGAAGACGUGGAUGACAUUAAGGUUCACACGCCCUAUGAGAUCAGCAUCCGCCAGCGGUUCAUUGGGAAACCUGACAUAGCCUAUCACUUGAUAUCUGCCAGGAUGCCAGAGGCCAUCCCCGUUUUGGAGGUGCAGUUCAGCAAAAAGAUGGAAGUGUUAGGAGACGCCCUGACACCCAGCAGCACCAAAACCUCCUCCCCAGCAGAGAAGGGCUGCUCCAUGUGGCACACAGCGUCUGGGCUGAUGGACCGGGCCGUGCACCACGAGCCCUGCCCAGGCAGCCAGGACGGCCAGCCACUCCAGCUGCAGACGACCCAGCCGUUCAUUUCCGAGGGGGACGCCCAGGAACUGAGACAGAUGCCGUUACAGUUGUUACGUGGAAAGCAGUUCGGAUGCUGACAGAGACGACCGGCUGUGGUUUCCCCGGGGCCAGCGUGCUCAGCGCAGCGGGCCAGCUCUCACCGCGGCAGCCACUGUCCACGGGGACUGGAAGAGGCACCGGAUUCCCUGGACGGGUUUGGCAGAGCGCCGUGAACCAUGUCUCGCGUCUGAUGCGCUGGCCUUUCCUGCCUUGGGACUGCGGCCUGUUUGUCAGGACAGCAGUGUCCGCUGCCUGCUGGAUGCAGUUCUCCCCUCGCUGGGAGUUUUCUCCAUCAUGUCUUAACCCCCACUGCCCUGUCUGCUCCUGAUCUAGCUUUCCCUGCUGACCGUGGUACAGGGACCGCAGCCUGACGUGUAGCCACAGACGUGGCAAAGGAGGGUUCACCAGAUACUCCUGCCCUUCCUAUAACGGGGGUGCAGGGUGAGGACCUGGGCUGUGAGCUCACGGUCCCCAUUCUGGGGGUGGGGGUGAGGACCCGGGCUGUGAGGUCACAGUCCCUGUACUGGGAGUGUGGGGUGAUGAGGACCCGGGCUGUGAGCACACGGUCCCCUUUCUGGGGGUACAGGGUGAGGACCCGGGCUGUGAGCUCAUGGUCCCCAUUCUAGGGGUGCAGAGUGAGGACCCGGGCUGUGAGGUCACGGUCCCCAUUCUGAGGGUGUGGGGUGAGGACCCAGGCUGUAAGGUCUCGGUCCCCAUUCUGGGGGUGCGGGGUGAGGACCCAGGCUGAGGUCACAGUCCCCAUUCUGGGGGUGCAGGGUGAGGACCCAGGCUGUGAGGUCACGGUCCUCAUACUGGGGGUGCAGGGUGAGGACCCGGGCUGUGAGGUCACGGUCCCCAUACUGGGGGUGAGGGGUGAGGACCCGGGCUGUGAGGUCACAGUCCCCAUGCUGGGGAUGCGGGGUGAGGACCCAGACUGUGAGGUCACGGCCCCUGUUCUAGGGGUGUGGGGUGAGGACCCGGGCUGUGAGGUCACGGUUCCCGUUCUCGAGGUGCAGGGUGAGGACCCGGGCUGUGAGGUCACGGUCCCCGUACUGGGGGUGCGGGGUGAGGACCUGGGCUGUGAGCUCACAGUCCCCAUUCUGAGGGUGUGGGGUGAGGACCCGCACUAUGAGGUCAUGGUCCCCGUACUGGGAGUGUGGGAUUAUGAGAACCCGGGCUGUGAGGUCACAGUCCCCAUACUGGGGGUGAGGGGUGAGGACCUGGGCUGUGAGCUCACGGUCCCCUUUCUGGGGGUGCAGGGUGAGAACCCAGGCUGUGAGGUCUCGGUCCCCUUUCUGGGGGUGCAGGGUGAGGACUCGGGAUGUGAGAUCCCGGUGAGAUCAUGGAGGGGCAUUGGCGUAGGCAGGCAGGCAGGCACCUUGCUGGACUGGGCUCUGCUCGGGGACAGGAACUGCUGGUGUCCUUACUGGCCAAGAGGCUGGAUUCAGUGCCCUGAGCUGUUUGGAGUGACUGCUGAUGUUUGAGCAGUGGGUGCUGAACUCAUUUCAGGUUUCUACCCUUCCCCCUGCCCAUUCUCUUACUGUCCUGUAUCUUCCCCUGAACCCUUCCAAGUCAUUUUCAUCACUUAUGGGAAAAGCAGUGCUGCUUUGUGGGGUGUGGGAGGUUACGAUGCCACUCGUAUUUAUGGUUUUGAUGCCAGUCCAGAUACUACUGGUGAGUUAGGCCCCUCUUUUCAGUAUCUGUUACUUUGUAAGUUACUAAAAAUGCCCUGACAUCA
This is a messenger RNA of Acinonyx jubatus (cheetah), 2885 nucleotides long. It is a transcript of the gene SNAP47, whose product is annotated as synaptosome associated protein 47. Gene Ontology annotation, biological process: synaptic vesicle priming; synaptic vesicle fusion to presynaptic active zone membrane; exocytosis. The coding region runs from base 43 to 1185 and encodes 380 amino acids. Gene Ontology annotation, cellular component: plasma membrane; SNARE complex. The record is from RefSeq and is a predicted model, not a curated record. Gene Ontology annotation, molecular function: SNAP receptor activity; syntaxin binding. Lineage: Eukaryota; Metazoa; Chordata; Mammalia; Carnivora; Felidae. The transcript has 4 exons.